Messenger RNA from Babjeviella inositovora NRRL Y-12698, 588 nucleotides. RefSeq lists its product as uncharacterized. NCBI's taxonomy places the organism in Eukaryota, Fungi, Ascomycota, Pichiomycetes, Serinales. The record is from RefSeq and is a predicted model, not a curated record. The coding region runs from base 1 to 588 and encodes 195 amino acids. The transcript has a single exon.
AUGCUCCGCCCCUAUCACCUUCUCCUUGCGGUGUUCUGCCAUGUGUGUAUUGCGUACACCAUCUCCGGCCAGCUCUCCAAUGUCACGACCUACGACCCGGCCCGGAUCUUCAUCCGCCUUGUCUCGCUAGAGGACUUUUCUGUACAGCAGACGACCCUCCACACAGACUAUUCUUUCCUGUUCGAGGUUGCGGAGAAUUCCGAACACGAGUUGUUUGUGGAAUCGCUCGACUACCAAUUCGUGCCGAAUCGCGUGUUUGUGGAGGUGGUUGAGGACGAGGUCAGGGGCUACAGACACUCUCCAGGGACGCCGUACGUGGCCAAUAACAAUACCGAGGUAGCAUUGCCGCUCGCGGUUGAGGUGGAAAGGCCGCGCCAGUAUCUCGAGGUGAGAAACGACGGCUUGUUCCAGAGCGGCCCGUUAGCCGCGAUCUGGAACAACAAGCUUAUGCUAUUCGGGAUCUUGGUGACUGGUGCGAUCCUUUUCGGUCCGUCCGUUUUGGAAAUGGUGAACCCGGAGUAUAUUGAAACGUUCAAGGAUGCGCAGAGACAGGGCAUGCAGACCCCCCAGGGUAUCAAAUUGGAUUAG